ACAAAAAAAGGUUUGAUUUGCGACUGAUAGAUGCUAGCGGUUCCUACCAACCGUCGCCGCUAAUUUUAAAUUUAGGGAUUACGACCCUUUCAUUUAAACCGUCGUGGGUGAGUGAUACCAUAGCGCGGAAUUGCUCGUUCAAUCACACUUAGCUUCAAUCAUCUUCACACCUAAUUCAAACUUCUUCACAACUGAUUCACAUAUCAAUUCCAGAUUCAAUCAUCUUCACAACUCAGAUUCAAUCAUCUUCACAACUGAUUCAAGCUAGUACUCACGAGUUCAGAUUCAAUCUUCUUCACAACUCGUUCGUUACUUCAGAUUCAAUCUUCUUCACAACUCGGAUCGAUUCUUCCUUCAGAUUCGAACUUCGUUCCAGAUUCAAUCUUCUUAAGAUCCAAACUCGUUUGUUCAAGGUAAGAUUCUCCCUUCGUUAAUCUUCAAAUUCAUCAAUUAACCUUCAAAAUCACCUUCAGGUCCAGUUUCUCCCUUCGUUAAUGUUGAAUUUGUUAAAUAUUAUCAAGAUCAUCAAAAGUAUAUUUAUUCAAGUUUGGGGAAAAAGUGGAAGGAGUACCGGUCUUUUUUAUUCAACAAAUAUUAUGAUUGGUCUCUUAGUGUUGAACAAAACAUAGAGAAUUUCCCGGGUGAAGUUACAAAAGAUCAUUGGGCAAUGUAUUUGGAAUAUAGAUUGCAUCCAGACACUAUGAGGAAAGCAGAUCAAAAUGCGAAGAACCGCCAAAAGCAAUGUAUUCCCCAUACGUUAGGCCGAAAGUCAUUGGCAAGAACAAGGGAUGAUAUGGAAAGACGAGAUGGGCGGACCUACAGCAGAGGGGACAUGUAUGAAGUCUCUCACAAGAAGCGAAACGGGGCAUAUGUUAAUGAUGAGGCUCGAAAAAAAAAUGAAGAGUUACAAAAAGAAAUUCGUGCAUCGAAUUCGGUGAAUCAAUCUUUUGUGAAAGUGUUUGGGAAAGAGCAUAAUGGGUAUGUUCGAGGAGUAGGACUUGGUGUAACACCAUCUCAGAUUUUUGGACAUAGUUCUCGUCAUUCAACAUCAGUUGCGGAUGCACAAAUAGCCAAGAUGCAAAGCGAAAUUGAUGCGCUAACUACACAAGUUGCUGAAGUUGAAGCGCUAAAAACAAAAGUUGCUGAAUUUGAUCAGUUGAAAGAACAAUUUGCUUUUAUUAUGGCUAAUAUGAAAGGAAACCAUAUUAUUUGAAUCUAUUUCAUACAUAUGAUGAAGGGAAUCUUACAUGGCUGGUAAGUGAUCAUUCUGAAGCUUGAUAUAUGUAGUGAUUAGUACUAGAAUGACAAAGUUUCUAUAUUCUUUCACGGACGAAAUCAGUAUUGGUGUUUGCUUUUGGAGAUUAGGAUAUUUAAUGUUGCUGGUAGCAUCAUGUUCUGUUUUGGCAUCAUUAAUAUGGUUAGUACUAGUAGAGUUCACAAUGUGAACCACUUGCACACAUAAUGUGGAUCAUGGUGGUGAUAUCAAUCUUUUCUUAAAUUAGUAACAUAGUUUAUCAGAUUAUAUACUAAUCAGUUUAUCAAGUUGUUUCAUUUCUAUAUGGAUAUUGUAAUUGUAAUUGGUAUAGUAACAUUAAAUCAUGAUUUUUCGGAGAACUUUAACUAAUGAGCUAAUGAGCUUUGCAUAUAAGAGAAGAACUUUACUCUGCUUCCUUUAGUGAUGUUAAUAUUAUUUGUAGAAUCUAUUGCAGGUUUUUACAGAAAAAUCAAAGCACCUUUUUUCUCUCAUCAUAUAGGGUAAAAGUCUCGGAAGGAAAAGGCAAGGGGAAGGAUCAAUGAGACACCGUUGAUUCCACAGGAACUAUGUUGUUGUAAUAACAAUAUUGACUCAUCCAUUCUUUUAUUUUUCAAGUUUACGCAAUAUUUGCAAAUCAAAACAUUUGAUGGCUCAUAUACAUAUCCCGACCAUCAUGUGAAUGUCUCGGAUAAGUAAAAUCAAGUGAUAGUGAGGGAACAACUUUUCCCAACACAUUUAUGCUUC
Molecule: messenger RNA, 1999 nt
Organism: Trifolium pratense (red clover)
Lineage: Eukaryota; Viridiplantae; Streptophyta; Magnoliopsida; Fabales; Fabaceae
Exons: 5
Coding region: 668-1213 (181 amino acids)
Source: RefSeq, a predicted model, not a curated record